AUGCUACACGUGAGCUUGACAUCGGGGAGGGAGCUCGCUUCCUUCUCUGUGGGGGACUUUAGCAAUGCGCGGAUGUUGAAGCAACAUCUGCAGAAGAUAUGUGGAGUGCCGCGAUUUCGGCAGCGGCUCGUGCACAAUGGUGCCAGCCUAGAUGAUGAUGCCGACCUAAACUUGCCCAUGGACAUGCAGCUGGUCUUGCUGCCGGUCACGCCUCCCUCUGAGGAGGAUAUCAAGGCUCUCAGCGAAGCGGCGGAGAUGGGAUCUGUGAAGGCUGUUGAACAUAUCUUAAACAAACCCACGGAGCCGCGGCAAUCUGGCAAAAGCUUUGGCCUUGGGAGCUUCCCUAUGUAUGUGGCAGCUUCCAGGGGUCAUGCCGACGUGGUGCGUUUGCUGUUGGAGGCCCAGGCAGAUGUGAAUCAUCGCAAAAGCCUCGAUGGUAUGUAUUUGAACUCUCCCUUAGCCGCUGCUGCUCACAGAGGACAUGUCGAAGUUGCCCGUGUGCUGCUGAAAGCUGGUGCUGGCCAGGGUCCCGAUAGAGUUGAUGAACUAAAUGACCUCCUCAUGUCGGUAUGUGCAAUUGGACAUGUUGAGCUCGUUCCGUUGCUGUUGGAGCAUGGUGCUUCUGCCAAUGGCUCAGAAAAUCCGUGGACCGGGAUGGUAACCAGCACUCCCCUCAGUUUGGCCACCAAAUACGGAAAUGCAGAAGUUGCACGCUUGCUGGUUGGGGCCGGCGCCGUGCAAGACUAG
Symbiodinium pilosum is the source of this 747-nucleotide messenger RNA. The record is from the annotation of a GenBank genome assembly. NCBI's taxonomy places the organism in Eukaryota, Dinophyceae, Suessiales, Symbiodiniaceae.